Dentiscutata erythropus is the source of this 453-nucleotide messenger RNA. The record is from the annotation of a GenBank genome assembly. NCBI's taxonomy places the organism in Eukaryota, Fungi, Glomeromycota, Glomeromycetes, Diversisporales, Gigasporaceae.
AUGGCAAUCAUUGAUCAUGCCUUAGUAGUAAUAGAUGUACACAGAGCAGCUCAUAAUAGCACCUAUAAUGAAAGCUGCUUAUUUGAUAGAUUAAAUGAUUAUGAAUUACCUGUUACUUUGACUGAUUUGUUAGAUAAUAAUAAUCAGCUACUUCAAAAUGUUUAUCACAGCUUUAAAGAAAGAUGUUAUUAUUUGAAGAAUACGGUAAAUAUUUCUGUAUUAAAAAAAACAAGAAUUAGAUGUGUUAAAGAAGAAUUAUUUUCUUAUACAUAUCCACAAGAAUGGGUUUAUCCAGUUGAAACAAAAUCUGAAAUGGCAGAUCUGAAGAAAGUUGAGGAUUUUAGAAUUGUUAUAGGAAAGCAGAGAUCAGUUAUAAAAGCUGUUACAAGAAGAGCAUGUAAAGCAAUGGUUAUAGCAUUCAAAAGGCCCGUAAGAUUGUAUUUAACUGUGAAA